Wyeomyia smithii (pitcher-plant mosquito) is the source of this 1161-nucleotide messenger RNA. Its product is annotated as abscission/NoCut checkpoint regulator. The record is from RefSeq and is a predicted model, not a curated record. Gene Ontology annotation, cellular component: cleavage furrow; midbody; centrosome. Gene Ontology annotation, biological process: abscission; mitotic cytokinesis checkpoint signaling. The transcript is spliced from 3 exons. Lineage: Eukaryota; Metazoa; Arthropoda; Insecta; Diptera; Culicidae. The coding region runs from base 102 to 1070 and encodes 322 amino acids. Gene Ontology annotation, molecular function: phosphatidylinositol-3-phosphate binding.
AUGGUCCUAGCCACUGUCACACGACACAACAAUGCAAAAACUAUAUCAACAUCAACGUGAAUCAGAGCAUCUCAUAUCCACGAUAAUAUUUUAAACUUUUUAUGUCUUGUAACGGUUGUACAAAGCGAUUUGGUUUGCUUACGAAGGAGCAUGGAUGCCCUUCAUGUAAAUUUUCGUUCUGUGCGAAGUGCCUGCGGUUCACAAUAAAACAAGGUAGCAAACGUAAAAAUGUAUGCCUCCGAUGUUACGAGCUUAAUAAAACUGCUAAACCUUCAAACGAAGGCCCCAAUGAACAAGAAAGGAACCUCUCUGUUAUAGAUAAAACAGUAGAAGAUGCAGCUUAUGAUGGAGUUUUAAAACCAACACAAAACUAUUCUGCUGUUGAACCUGUUUCAGAAACAGACAUCCAAAUCAAACAAAGGCUAGCGGCUCUCAAACAGGAACAAAAUGCUAGGGAUAUCUCUAUAGAACCAUCAAAUCAAGACAUAGAGAAACGUCUCGCUGCACUUAAAGGAUUAGAAUAUAAAGACUACACGGAAGCGAACAAACGAUUGUUGAAUCAACGUGACACCAGAACCCAAGAAGAACAAGUAGAGGGUCUUAUGAAGCAGUUUUCAGAAGAACAAGAAAUUCAUGAUGUUGUCAGUGACUACCAACUUACUGCAAUUGAGGAAAUUGAAAAACGCUUGGCUUUGUUGAAGGAUGGUUCCGAAAAUAAUACAGGUGAACAAAAACCCACGGCAGAACUGCAGGAGUACGAUUACAGCGAAGAAAACGAAGAAGACACUGCAGACAAAUUAACUAAACGAUUUCUAGAGGAAGUAGCACUCGAUGCCAGAAAGAGCCCAAAAUACAAUGAAGACGAAUUGAACAAUCUAGAUAUACCAACUCCGGUGGAACCAUCUGAUGUGGAAGAAUUGCCGUGGUGUACUAUUUGUAAUGAGGAUGCAAGAAUUCGAUGUCUUAGUUGUGGUGGGGAAUUAUUCUGCAACGGGUGUUUCAAAGAGUGCCAUGAUGAUGAUGAGGAAUAUCGAGUUCACAAAACAAAGCACUACAAGCCCCCAUGUUAAUUGUUAAAUUGUUAUUAUGAAAUGUAUACAAAAUUACGAAAUGAUAUAAUUUCUUAAUAUUUGCUCGCAAAACUUAUGCUCGAUCAUAUUA